This is a messenger RNA of Ciona intestinalis (vase tunicate), 2130 nucleotides long. The record is from RefSeq and is a predicted model, not a curated record. NCBI's taxonomy places the organism in Eukaryota, Metazoa, Chordata, Ascidiacea, Phlebobranchia, Cionidae.
UUUGGAUUAAGCUGGAAUUUUGCGGUAUUCCCCAAGGCGCAAACCGAAUAGAAUAGCGUUAGUGUUUCAGCUAUACGAAACGUUGCAUUUUCUUGAUUAUACAGCAUGUAUGGCUGUUUUAGAAUAUACUCCGGACUUGGCUGCGAAAAUAUUAUUGUUAUACACCCUUAGGGCGUCUCCUACCAAAAACAAUUACCUUAUACAUCGUACGCAGCAGGAAUAAGACGCUUUUAACUUUAUUUCGUACUCAGUUUUAGCUAGGCAGAGAAAUAAUGUUUAGAUACGUUAUCCUAAUGCUUUGCAUUUUGCAUUAUAUCAACUGCCAUACAUUGGACAUGGGAACAUGUUCGUGUUCUUGCCGCGAAGAUGGAAACGGACGUGUGUCAUCGUCACGUGGUGCAGCAGGACCGCCGGGAAAAGCGGGGCCGCGGGGCGAACAAGGGGCCAGAGGACUGCCUGGAGCUGUCGGGCCGCACGGACCAGGUAAGAAAGAACGAAACUUGCAGAUAUAUUUGAAAAAACACAUUUUUUCAGGUUUUGUGCCCAGUUUGGGCAGCCCGACAAACCCGGCUUCAACCUGCACACGAGUAAAACAAUCGGGUAUUUCUGACGAUGGUGUCUACUCUUUAAAAUCGCCAGGCGGUACCAUAUACCAAACCUAUUGCGAUAUGACGUCAUCAGACGAUAAAGCUUGGACGCUAGUGGGCAGUAUACACGAGAAUAAUAUUUUGGGAAACUGUACGGUCGGUGAUAAGUGGUCAAGUGAAGAAGGGAAUGUGAAUUAUACGGGUCUUACAUCAUGGGAGAGCAUGACGUCAUUCGGAAACGUUGAAUCAGUGACGUCACAAGAUUUCAAAAAUCCUGGUUAUUUUAAUAUUGAGUCAAGGAACAUCAUGAUAUGGCAUGUGCCAAACGAGACGCCUCUUAACCAACUUAAACAGCACUCAAGGUUUCAAUAUAAGACAACCAACAACUUUUUGGAUGCACAUACCACUUUACAUGGUUUGUUCAAGCAUGGAUACCCCAUGCGGAAAGUACCAGACAAACAUGUGAAUGUUGUUGAAAACUUUAUGGCGAGCGUCAUCAACUCGACAGACCGCAUGGUGGCGGCAAUUCCACGCUUUUACAGAUACAGAUAUGAUUGUAGAGGUACAAGAGGAACGUGUAUAACUGACGGAGGACGCGAUCUUUUUGACACCGGCAACAGGAUCCAAUACUCCAUCAAUGGCGGAAGGUUAUCUCCGUAUUUGUCUUACGGAGAAAAAUAUCUGCCGGACGGAGUGGAGAUUUUGUCUUGGAACGAAGGUCAUCCCUUUGUAGCUUUGGUGUGGAUAAAAGACACUACAUUGAUCACCUCUUUCAAGUUAAAGGUAACAAGCAAUAUGGGAGCCGAUGGCCAAGGAAAUGUGACCACUAAAAGAGGUUCGCUGCAGACCAACAGGUUGUAUUUAUCAUACAUUGCCAACCAAGUCAGUGGAACUAGAGACCCAAGUGGAGCACAAGUGUUUUUUCACGUUUAUGACAGAACGAACACGUGGCAGUCCAACCCACCGACACGUUUUUCAACAACUCUCUGGCAGACCAGAAAUACUCAUAACCUGAACAAUGAAUAUCUGUUGAGUGGAUCGUUACGGAAUAUAGUUGUCGGAUACGUAUUGUUGUCAAAAAGUUCUGGUAGAGUGAUAACACAACCUGAAAUUACAGCAGCACUUCGCGUUCUGGCAAACCGACUCGAAACCGUUGACGUGGACGCCGAAAGAUCGUGCAGCAAUGAAAACGAAACUCUGGUAGUUCCCGUUAGUUUUAUAAAGGGGGAAUCGUCUUUUAACAAUUCGAUCCCACUAAGUAUACGAAGCUCGUUCAUACCUGGUUUCGUCCAUUUUCUAGCCUACAGUAACCUGGGCUUUCCAAGCGCAUUGUGCCCCGGUGUUAAAUCUAUUGGAUGUCGCCCGUCAGCCAUGUGCGUCGGAGGGUUGAACACAUUCGCGUAUAAGGGGAAUCCCCACGAAUGUGGGGACUUUGACUCCAGAGGCCAAAGUGACGUCACAGAUACGUUAUUGGUUUUCUAUGACGGAUAAAUGCUUUGUAUUUCAAGGGUAUUGCUAAUAAAGUAAAUACUUGAAUACCGAC